This is a messenger RNA of Ailuropoda melanoleuca (giant panda), 354 nucleotides long. Its product is annotated as adhesion G protein-coupled receptor E2-like. The record is from RefSeq and is a predicted model, not a curated record. The transcript is spliced from 4 exons. Gene Ontology annotation, cellular component: membrane. The annotation marks the transcript as partial. Gene Ontology annotation, molecular function: G protein-coupled receptor activity. Lineage: Eukaryota; Metazoa; Chordata; Mammalia; Carnivora; Ursidae.
GAUGUCCUUUCCCACCUGGACCCCACCCCCUGGAAUCCAGAGCCAGAGACUCUCCCGCUUCUUUGAAAGAGUCCAAGAUCUGCGCAGAGAUUUCAAGCCAGCCUUGGCUCAGGGCACGAUCCAGGACCUCAUACAGGGGGUAGAUGAGCUGCUGGAGACCCCUGAGGACCUGGAGGACCUGCCCCCCUCAAAGCAGCACUGUGUGGCCACUAACCUGCUCGUUGGCCUGGAAGAUGUCCUGAGAAAUAUUAGCCAGGCUCUGCCCGAUAAGACGCUGACCUUCAAUGCACCUGCAGGCACAGGGUGCUACUGUGAAUAUUGGUGGACAAGUUUUUGUUUGAAUAACAGUUCUCA